AUGGAGUUUAUGUCAGUUGAUUCAGUAGGGUCUGCUGGUGGGCUUCUCUGUAUCUGGAAUCCUGUAGUUUUUCAGCUCAAGAACUGUUGUUGCAAUCGCAAUUUUAUCCUCUUAGCAGGUUCAAUAUUUUUUUCUUUUAAUUGUGUAAUUGUUAAUGUUUAUGGGCCAAAUGAUCCUGUAGGAAGAAAAAGGGUGUGGGAUAUUCUUGUGAAUCUUAAAUCACAAUUCUUGGAACCAUGGUGCUUGGGGGGUGAUUUUAAUGAAAUUAAAAGCAUUUCUGAAAGAAAAGGUUGCUCUAGGAGGGAUAAGGGUAUGAGGGAGUUCAAUGAAUUGAUAGAGCAACUAGAGGUCUUUGAUCUACCUAUGUGUGGAAGGAAGUUUACUUGGUGUCAUUCACAAGAGGGUGAUAGAUGGAGCAGGCUUGACAGAUUUCUAUUAAAUCCAGAAUGGUUGCAGACUUUCAAUUUUAAGCUUUGGGGUUUACCUAGACUGGUCUCUGACCAUUGCCCUAUUAUUCUGAUGGAGGAUGAGAGGGAUUGGGGUCCUAGACCAUUCAGGGGUGGAAUAAGGAGGUGUUUGGAAAUGUGGAAAUGCAAGCUCAAAGCUACAGAUGAGGAAGUUCAUGCCCUUGAUCUAGUUGUCGAAGCAAGGGUCUUAUCUGCAGAUGAAGUAGCGAGGAAGAGAGAACUGAAAGGUGAUGCUUGGCAGCUAAGUAAAAUGCUGGAGAGGAUGUGGUUUCAAAAAUCUAGACUUAAAUGGGCAUUAUUGGGUGAUCGAAAUACUCCUUUUUUCCAUGCUAUGGCUAGAUGUAGAAGUAAUAGGAAUGCCAUAUGCUCCAUUUUGGUGAGUGGAAUUACUGUAGAAGAGCCUCUAGCCAUUAAAGCUGAGGUGUUCAAACACUUUAGCAAUAUGUUUGAGGAGUCUUGGAGGGUUAGGCCCACCUUAAAUGGCCCCUUUAAGUCAAUUGGGGAAGGCCAUGAUUCAGGAUUUUUGGAAGCGGAAUUUUCAGAGGAGGAAAUCUUAAGUACUAUUAAAUCUUGUGGGGGAAACAAGGCCCUCGGGCCUAGUGUCUCAUCUGUUUAUCAGUGGUUUGAAUUGGGAUUUGGGGCUAAUAGUUUGAUCUAUACAGUUUUGUGGAAAGCUCCAGCUCCACCAAGAGCACAAUUCUUUGGUUGGUUGGUUUAA
Camellia sinensis is the source of this 1185-nucleotide messenger RNA. The record is from RefSeq and is a predicted model, not a curated record. Lineage: Eukaryota; Viridiplantae; Streptophyta; Magnoliopsida; Ericales; Theaceae.